This is a messenger RNA of Acanthopagrus latus (yellowfin seabream), 1854 nucleotides long. RefSeq lists its product as uncharacterized. NCBI's taxonomy places the organism in Eukaryota, Metazoa, Chordata, Actinopteri, Spariformes, Sparidae. The record is from RefSeq and is a predicted model, not a curated record. The coding region runs from base 56 to 1342 and encodes 428 amino acids. Gene Ontology annotation, molecular function: structural molecule activity. The transcript has 10 exons.
CUCGGGAUCCCACUGUGCUCCUAUCUGAAGAAAAAAAUCCCUGCCACCCGUCAUCAUGGCCUCCAGCAUUUCGAUGAGGAGUUUCUCCAUGAACCGCCAGCCCUCCUUUUCCAGCCGUUCUCUGAUGGACACGGGCCGCGCUCGCUCCCGCGCUUCGGUGUCUUUCGCCGCCGCCAUCCCGCUGAGCCGCUCGGCCUCUGUCAGCCAGGAUCUCAACGGGCCAAUGAGCCUGCAACUUAACGGAGUGCACGGCAACAGCACCAACGACAAGGAAGCCAUGCAGAAUCUCAACAACCGUCUGGCCAACUACCUGGACAAGGUGCGUACACUGGAGCGCUCCAACGCUGACCUGGAGAUGAAGAUUAAGCAGCUGAUGAUCGACCGCAUUCCUAAAGGUCACGACCUCGACUCCAUGAUGGCUCAAGCUCACGCUGUUGAGCAAGAGGUGAGGAAGAGGACCUUGGAAAACGCUCGUCUCAUGCUCGAGAUCGAUAAUGCCAAACUGGCUGCUGAUGACUUCAGAAUCAAGUGGGAGACAGAGCUGGUGAUGUGUCAGUCUGUGGAGCGUGACUGUGUCGCUCUGAAAAAGGCCAAAACCGACCACGAGCAGAUCAUCGCCUCUCUGAGGGGAGAUCUGGACAGCCUGAAGGAAGAGCUUUACUUCCUCAAGAAAAACCAUGAGGAGGAGCUGGAGCAGAUGAAGUCUCGUAUUGCCAGAGAUGAGGUGAACGUGGAGGUGGACUCUGGUGUCAGCGGGCCGGAGCUGGGCACCAUUCUGUCAGACCUGCGCUCGCAGUAUGAGGGGAUUGUCAAGAAGAACAAGGACCAGGCAGAAAUGUGGUACCGCAAGAAGCUGGAGACUGUGCAAAACGAGGUGAAGGAGAGCAACGAGGCUCUGAGGGGAUCUCAGAACGAGCUGAUCGAGAGGCAGCGCUUCCUGCAGACCCUGGAGGUGGAGCUGGAGAGUCUGCACAAACAGAUAGCGGGGCUGGAAGGUAACCUGGGUGAGACGGGUCAGAAAUACUCGAGUGAGAUGGAGCGGCUGCAGGCCAAACUGAGCCAGCUGGAGGACGACCUCUCCCAGCUCAGGCUGGACAUGCAGCGCACCAAGACCGACUACGAGCAGCUUCUCCGCAUCAAGCAGAACCUGGAGAUGGAGAUCGCCACCUACAGGCGCCUGCUGGAGGGAGAGGAAACAGUCAAGGAAGUUCCUCCUCCACCAAAAAAGGAGCCUGACGUUCGCACCCGGAAGAUUGUGAAGGUGGUGACUCAGACGAUGGUCAACGGCAAAGUGGUGGACGAAUCCAGCGAGGUGGAGCAGAUCGAGGAGACCAAGAAAUAAAGAAAAAAGGGGGGAGGGGGGACGGAGGACGGGGGAAGAUAAGUGGUAGGACGAAAGAUGCUAGAAUGUGCAGAGAGAGAGACAGACAGGGAAUAAAAAGAUUGGUGUCAGAAUAUUACACGAGGUGUGGUGCAUCGUUUAUUCUUACAACAGAGGAAAUAUUGCUUUGAACUGGACAUUUUGGGGAUAUUGUUCAACUAUGAAUGUUUUGUGUUUUCAGAGAAAAGUUGACCUAUCACUUACACUGUAUUUCAUUUCUGGAGAAAAUGCCACAAACACACCAUAUGUCCAGAAUAAGGGCAUGUCUGUGUUUGUGUGAGAGCAACUCAUUAACCACCUUAUACUGUUAUACUCGUGCUGUUUUACUCAUAAUAUCUGUGUAGUUAAACAAGAUAUUUAUUUCUUAGCAUGGAAAAGUUUACUACUUUUACGGACUUUUGCAACAGUAUCAUUUAACCGUAUUUGCUUUUUUUGUGUUUGUACUCUGUCAAAAAAUAAAGUUUCUCUGCUCC